AAACUGUAGAAACUGCUCUUGCCAGAGAAAUGGACGAUCAAAAGAUUCGGUAUCAACCGGAAAGCUUGGACAUCCUUAUGGAAAAGACGCAUUUUUCAAAGUUCGAGCUAAAGUACCUGUAUCAGUGCUUCAAACAGAACUGUCCAAGUGGUUAUGUGACUCGUGAACAAUUUAUUGCUAUCUUCAGAUCGUUCUUCAGUAUUCAUCGACUUUCAGAUGCCACCCAGUACGCUGAGUUGGUCUUCAACACAUUUGACGAUGAUCGAAAUAACAGGAUAAGCUUUUCGGAAUUCGCUAUAUUGUUAUCGUUGUUUUCAAAAGGGACGUUAGAACAACGUUUGGAAUGGUUAUUCGAUCUCUAUGAUUGUAAUGGGCGAGGAUAUAUCGUUGAAGAAGAUCAUAUUACCAAGCUCGACAGAGACAAAAGUGGAAAGAUAACCAGAGCAGAAUUCAUCCAAGGCUGUUUAAGCGAUCCGAACAUCAUCACAUCAAUGGAAGUGCUCCGAAGUGUAUGGUAA
Haemonchus placei is the source of this 518-nucleotide messenger RNA. The record is from the annotation of a GenBank genome assembly. Lineage: Eukaryota; Metazoa; Nematoda; Chromadorea; Rhabditida; Trichostrongylidae.